This is a messenger RNA of Harmonia axyridis, 495 nucleotides long. RefSeq lists its product as uncharacterized. Lineage: Eukaryota; Metazoa; Arthropoda; Insecta; Coleoptera; Coccinellidae. The transcript has a single exon. The coding region runs from base 1 to 495 and encodes 164 amino acids. Gene Ontology annotation, biological process: DNA integration. The record is from RefSeq and is a predicted model, not a curated record. Gene Ontology annotation, molecular function: nucleic acid binding.
AUGUGCCUUGUUACAAAAGCUGUGCAUUUAGAGCUGGCUAGCGAUCUAUCGCCGGAGACGUUUCUUUCUGCCUUGCAGCGUUUCAUUGCAAGAAGAAGAGGAAUUCAGACAAUUUUUUGUGACAACGCCACUAACUUCGUCGGAGCAAGUAAACAAUUGAAGCUGAUGCAAACUGCAGCUCAACAAGAAUUUAUCAAUUUUAAGUUUUCACCACCCUCUGGUCCCCAUUUCAACGGACUAGCAGAGGCAGGUAUCAAAUCCGUGAAACUCCAUUUAACGAAAGUAAUUGUCGAUCAAGUGCUUUCGUACGAAGAAUUCAACACCAUUUUGACGUUGGUCGAAUCCAGUUUGAAUUCGCGUCCACUGAUACCGCUGUCCUCAGACAUUGAAAGUGUUGAUAUUUUGACGCCCGGACACUUUCUCAUGAUGGAACCGCCAUCUGCAGUUCCCACUCCAGAGUUUUCUGAGAUACCUUUAAACCGUUUAUCGAGAUAG